AUGGCUCUACACAAAAAAAAUACAUACCAGUAUCGACAGCGUCCCCCAAUUCCAAAUGCAUCGGAGGACUCAUUGAAAGCUGCUCAAGCAAUAUUCAAAAAACAUACCGAUUCAGUAAAUCCAACUGUAAGAACCAUAGAAUUUCCUUCUAAAAAUUACUAUACCACUAAUUCCUUCUCUUCCAUCAAUGCCGCUGUAGUCGCCGCUUCACAUACGUCCAAGUCUAAUACGGAUCAAGACGUAAGGACAUCCACUAGUAGGUUACCUUACAAGUUGAAGAGUAAUAGCAGUGAGUACGUACCGAGACCAUCAAUAAAUUCGUUAGCAUCAGAACCUGUAGCGGUAAAUACGGGAGUACGACCGGGCUCUGCUACAAUAGCCGCUGCCCGAAUAUCAAAGUUGAAUGCAAGCCUAAGCACAGAUUCUUUAGUCGUUUCUAAAAAUAAUACUAAUAAACUUAGUUCAGCUACUUUGGCAGCUAUGAAGGCACAAUCACAUUUUGAAGAAAAGGAAAAGGAAAAAUUAGCAGAAUUAUCAACAAGUGAUGUCACCUCUUUACAACUACCACCACAAAAAUUAGAUCAAAGAACGUCAUCAAAUUAUAGCUCACAUUCAAGUGAUGGGUUUUAUCAAGAGCCUUCAAUCAAUAAGGACGUCAUAGUUCAGCAGAAAAAACUCAUUGCUCGCAUGACUCCACCUUCUCUGUCAAACUUGCACAUAGCUGAUGAACUAGAAUCCUGUGAUUCAGACAUUUCGUCAUCCUGUAUAUCAGAAAGUGACGAUGCUGAAGGUGAUUACAGUACAGAUGAUGAUGAAGAAGAAGAAGGGGAAGAAGGAGAUGAUGAUGAUAUCUCGAUUUAUAAGCCCUCGGGUCCCGAUUUUAGUUAUGCUACUGCAAAUCUUAUUGCUCCAUCUACAAGGCAUGAUAAAAAGAAAUCUAAAGUUACGAAGUUGAAAUCUAAAAUUUUUAGACCUAAGAAACACAAGAACAGUGAGACUCAAUUAGGUAUAACUGAGAGUAAUAAAAAUAACCAUGCGCACAACAAAUUGAAAACUACCUUGAGAAAAAAUGCUGAUGGGUUUUCCAUUGAGAAUGAUGAACUCCCGUCAACAGAUUCAGAUUCAGUGGCUUCUGAUGUUCAAUCAUCAAAUGAUAAGAAGAAAAAGAAGAAGAAGAGAACAAAAAUUAAAGAAAAAUUGAAAAAGACGAAUAAUGAGAUCAAAAAUAUUAAAAGUAACAAUAUUGACGAUAUUAGUAAAAAAUUCCGCAUAUUUAAUGAAGAUAAACCAUGGAAGUAUCAUCGGAACGUUGACUUUAUAAAUGAAAAUGAACGUAAACGUUAUGAAGGUGUUUGGGUAUCCAAUAGAUUUAGACAUUUGAAUCUAUUGGAUUGGUGGCCGAAUGAUGCGGCAAAUGAUUUACCUUUGACCAAUUUACUCUUACCAGAAGAUGGUUUAAUAUUAGGCGCUGUGGUAAAAGAUAUUUGGACGAGGUCGAAUUUAUCAAAUGAAACAUUGAUACAAAUAUACAAUUUGGUUGAUCAAAGAAAGGACGGCACACUAGAUAGGAAGUCGUUUAUCGUUGGGAUGUGGCUAGUUGAUCAAUGUUUGUAUGGUAGAAAGCUACCUGAUAAAAUUGAUGAUAAAAUAUGGGAUAGUAUUGAUAAAUUCAUUAUCAAUAUAAUACAGAAGAAUCAAAAUAUCAUAAUGAAAGAUAAUAAGAAGAAAUUCAAACAAGAAAUCAAAAACAUUAAAAAGGAGCAGAAGGCUGCUCGAGCAAAUAUAUGA
Kazachstania africana CBS 2517 is the source of this 1788-nucleotide messenger RNA. RefSeq names its product Irs4p (gene IRS4). Bases 1 to 1788 code for a protein of 595 amino acids. NCBI's taxonomy places the organism in Eukaryota, Fungi, Ascomycota, Saccharomycetes, Saccharomycetales, Saccharomycetaceae. Gene Ontology annotation, molecular function: protein binding. The record is from RefSeq and is a predicted model, not a curated record. The transcript has a single exon. Gene Ontology annotation, cellular component: cytoplasm; plasma membrane. Gene Ontology annotation, biological process: endosomal transport; endocytosis.